This is a messenger RNA of Megachile rotundata (alfalfa leafcutting bee), 2422 nucleotides long. RefSeq lists its product as uncharacterized. Lineage: Eukaryota; Metazoa; Arthropoda; Insecta; Hymenoptera; Megachilidae. The record is from RefSeq and is a predicted model, not a curated record.
AUGUCUCCCAUGUGCGGUAUUAUUCUGGCGGCCGUAAGAUGUUACGUGUUGCACUGUGUACCCUUACCAAGCGAGUCACCGGUGGCAACUCCGCUUCCACCACCGGCAAAUGAUCAAACUGGACUUUCAAGAGGCACAUUAGACCUGCUGGUAGGCCAUCAAAAUCAACCAGAAACCGAUGCUCUGAUGCACACCGACCAUCGUCAUCAACACCAUCAACACCACCAUCACCACCAUCACGGCAAUCACAAGAAGAAGCGCAGCUCUCAAUGCUCCCAUUCUGAUGAAGCCUAAUGAUCGACAUCAGAGAACCGGCCAAUUAAUCGGAUCCAAUUAGUCGACGAUGAAAGUACAUCCGCUGGAAGAGAGAAUCUUCCGAAGCGUCACAGACCAAAGUAGAAAACGAGAGAUCACCAAGUAGAUAAAGCUUUUGGAAAGUAAACCAAAGUAAACCUUGAGAGGAGAUAUUCAUCUCCCGGGACAGUCUGUACAUGUAUAUUAUACUCGAUUCUUUUAUCUUUUGUAACUUUCUAUAUAUACAUAUAUUCAUACAUAUACAGUACAUACUAUAUAUAUAUAUAUGUAUAUUACGUGUAACACGUAACGUGUACUCAGUUUGAAAUAUCGCUGAGGAAAGUGCACUUUUCUAUCUCGUAUGCUAGCUGAGCUUUAUCUAACCUCGAUAUCACUUUAUCGGCCACUGAUAUUUGCUUUUAGAUGGAAAUCGAGCUACCCCAAGAACGUGAACUUCCUUUCGGAUGUAAAUUAUCCGGGGUUGAGAAAAUUUGAAGGGUGAGAAGCGACAGUAUCUCUUGUACGGGCGAUCUUUUUAAAUCCUUUUUUAUACCCGUUUCCAUUGGGUUAUAAUUAACAGAAAGAAUAUAAAAGUAAUUGAUUAACAGAUUAAAAUGGAAUAUUCUGCUCUAUUUGAUCUACAUUUUCGAAGCUUUAAACGAGUUAAAUAUCUGUGGUGUCUGUUGGCUCAUUAGAAGAGAAGAUGGAAAUUUGACCUUUGAGGUCUCACGGUAUGUCCAGUCGUAUAAACAAUUCAGAGAACCUCUUCAUUACGGUUUCUGUCGGUUCAUUAGAAGACGUGAAAAAUUAAUCGCCUCACAUGUAACCUUUGGGAUAGCUUAUUACACGGUUGGCCCGAAAACUAAGAUUUUACCUGAAUUUUAUCCAGAUAUUCUUUUUCAUAUCUUGUUGCAUUUUGGUCAUCGAGUAACACAGUAGAUGUAAAUUGAAGUGCUAGAGAAUUUGUAGAAGACAAAUGAAUGUUACUGUUUUUCCACGACGAUAGCAUUAAACUGAGACGCGAAAUGAAAGGGACACUUCUUGCUAAGCACAAAGCACCCUGCACACAAUCGUAAACAAUUCGUUGCCAUUAUGAAAGACAAGUUCUUUCCUUUCGAAAACCAAUGAAAGCUUUGUACAAAGAACAUGUUACGUAUAUAGAAUAGACGUGCUGUAUGUAUAUUUCGUACUAAACGAUUGAAACAUGAACAACUUGAGAGAAAAUACCAAAAUAAAAAGAAUAAAACAUGACAGAAAAUGCUUGAACGUCGUUAUAAAAAGAGGGUAGGUAUCGAAAAAUAAAUCAAUUUAACAAUUGGUUUAAGUGAUAACACUACCAAAAUUGACGAGAAAAUUAAAAGUAUUGAGUACGAUUUUACGUGCCAAUUUAUAAUAACUUCAAAGUGGUUCUGUUGAGUUGUAAUAUUAAAUGACGAUAGUAUAUUCUAAUAAAUAUUCGUUCUUGUUGCAAUCUUCUUAUGUAGCUUCUCACGUAUGUUAACAUAUAUCCAAACAUACGUGUAUAUGUAAAUGCGAAACGUAAGAUAAAAUGCGACGUUAAAGUCUAAAACUAUUGGCCUAGUGUCAAUAACUUUACAAAGAAACUUCAUAAACAUCUUUCAAAUUUCAUGAAUCGUUGCAGCAUAUUUUUUAUCGUUUCGUUUAUUCAGGGUGUUCAUGUUAUUUAAAAAUCUCUCGAUCACCUCACUGAAUCGUACGAUAUACAUACCUAUACACUCAAACCAGAGCACAAGACUUUCGUUAGAAAAUCUAUUUUACUACAAGAUGUAGUAAAUUAUAGCACAUGUUCAUUGAAAAAAAAACAAGUUAGAAAUUUUGAAACGUGUCUACGAAAGAGAAAUCUACCCGAUUCUUUCUGGACAACUGUUGAAUGUUUUUCUACUUUACGACGUACAAUAAUUUCGAUAUAAAGAAAUUAAAGAAGCUUCGAUGGAAAACCUUCUCAUGGCUGAUCAACGGAAUAUUCUACGGAAAAUAAGUACUUUUCUAAUAAAAGUAUACAAAUGUAUAACCGUUUAUUCUUCGAAUUAUUGUGCACCAAUACAUUUGUUUUUAUAAAGAUACCCAUAAAAUAUACAUUGUAAUGCGGCGUAUUAACAAUUAUAAA